This is a messenger RNA of Trichosporon asahii var. asahii CBS 2479, 1755 nucleotides long. RefSeq names its product protein phosphatase PP2A regulatory subunit A. Gene Ontology annotation, molecular function: protein phosphatase regulator activity. NCBI's taxonomy places the organism in Eukaryota, Fungi, Basidiomycota, Tremellomycetes, Trichosporonales, Trichosporonaceae. Gene Ontology annotation, biological process: protein dephosphorylation. The transcript is spliced from 3 exons. Bases 1 to 1755 code for a protein of 584 amino acids. Gene Ontology annotation, cellular component: cytoplasm; protein phosphatase type 2A complex. The record is from RefSeq and is a predicted model, not a curated record.
AUGUCGUCUCCUUCCGCCCAGCAGGGCUCCCUCUACCCCAUUCACCUUCUGAUGGAUGAGCUCAAGUCUGACGAUGUUGUUCUCCGUCUCAGCUCGAUCCGUCGCCUGAGCACCAUUGCUCUUGCGCUCGGCCCGGCACGGACGCGCGAUGAGCUCCUUCCUUUCCUCCAAGACCAGCUCGAUGACGAGGAUGAGGUGCUGCUCGUGCUCGCGGAGGAGCUCGGAUCGUUUGUCGAGUACGUUGGUGGCAAGCAGUACGCUUGGACGAUUCUCGGCCCUCUCGAGAACCUUGCGGCCGUCGAGGAGACGCUCGUUCGCGACAAGGCCGCCGAGUCCAUCUCGUCCAUCGCCUCCGUUCUCUCGCCUCAGCACAUCGACGAGUACUUCAUCCCUCUGCUCAGCCGCCUGAGCAACGGUGACUGGUUCACCUCGCGCACGUCGGCUUGUGCCCUCUUCGCUGCCGCUUACCCGACGGCUUCCGCCGAGGCUCAGGAGGAGAUGCGCCGCCUGUUUGCGUCGCUUGUUGCCGAUGACACCCCGAUGGUCCGCCGUGCUGCUGCUCGUGCUCUCGGUCCCUUUGCCAAGGCCAUCGCUUCCGUCAACGGCCAGCACUCGAUCCUCAUCAACGACAUCAUCCCUCUUUACCGUCGUCUCGCCGGCGACGACCAGGACUCGGUCCGUCUCCUCACGAUCCCCGACCUUAUCGCCCUUGCCUCGAACCUCUCGAACGAGGAGACCAAGGACUACCUCCUCGAGCCGCUCCGUGCUAGCGUCGCCGACAAGUCGUGGCGUGUGCGCUACAUGGUCGCCAACGAGUUUGUCGGUCUCGCUGAGAGCGUCGGACCCGAGAUUGUCCGCGAUGAGCUCAUCAACGCCUUUGUCGGUCUCCUGAAGGAUAACGAAGCCGAGGUCCGCACCGCCGCCGCUGGCCAGAUCCCCGGCUUCUCCAAGCUCAUUGACCGCGAGGCCAUCCUCAACCGCAUCCUCCCCUGUGUUCGCGACCUCUCCAGCGACACGAGCCAGCACGUUCGCGCUGCUCUUGCCAUGCAGAUCUCGGGUCUCGCCCCUCUGCUUGGCAAGGAUGCCACCAUCGAGCACCUCCUUCCCCUGUUCCUCCACCUCCUCAAGGACGAGUUCUCAGACGUUCGUCUUAACCUCAUCUCCAAGCUCGAGAUGGUCAACAACGUCAUCGGCAUCGACCGCCUGUCGCAGGCUCUCCUGCCCGCCAUCAUGGAGCUCGCCGAGGACAAGCAGUGGCGCGUUCGCCAGGCUAUCAUCGAGUACAUUCCUCUGCUCGCUACUCAGCUCGGCGUUCAGUUCUUCGACGACAAGCUCGGCAACCUCUGCAUGUCGUGGCUCGGCGACACUGUCUUCUCGAUCCGUGAAGCGGCCACUAUCAACCUUAAGAAGCUGACCGAUGUCUUUGGCGUCGACUGGGCCCGCACCACCAUUAUUCCCAAGGUCCUGCAGAUGGGCGAGCACCCCAACUACCUCUACCGCAUGACGACCAUCUUUGCCAUCACCCUCGUCUCGGACCCGAUCCCCAACAUCCGGUUCAACGUCGCCAAGUGCCUCGAGACGCUCGCUGCCGUCCUUGCCAACGACCCGGAAGGUCAGGAUCUGAUCCAGCGCCGCAUCCUGCCCACCUUACGGCAGCUGCAGGAGGACUCUGACGCCGACGUCAGGUAUUUCGCCACCAAGGCGUACGAGCGGACCACGGGUGCCGACUCUGGCGAGGCCAUGGUCGUGUCCUAA